Molecule: messenger RNA, 6744 nt
Organism: Spodoptera litura
Lineage: Eukaryota; Metazoa; Arthropoda; Insecta; Lepidoptera; Noctuidae
Source: RefSeq, a predicted model, not a curated record
UCUUACACGUUCUUCUGUAAAUUAAGGCCAUUUUGGGUGUUAUUUCCCAAACCAAACAGAAACACAUGCGAAUGUAUUUAUCACUGCAAUUCAGAGUUACUAAUAAAGGCUCUAAAUAAGGCAGAAAUCAUAAAUAUUAAAACAAAUCAUGAUCUUUUAAACAUGCUUUGUUGUGAUAGAUAUAACGAGGCAUGCUUAGAUCGUAAAUGUUCUAAUUGUGAACCAAAGGUUGUUGAAUAUUUGGCAUUUAGCAACGACAUACACAUCAAAUAUUUUGAAUGGCGUAAGACUUCUAACACCUAUGAGCAGGAUGGAAAAGUAAAACAUAACAUUCUUUGGGCUAAAACUGAAAAUUAUGCACCACCUUUAGAUGUUAUUCUUAAAUUUGAAAAUCAUAUUGAAAAAUUUUUGCCACAUUGUGCUACUGUUGUUGUGCAAAAUAAAACUAUAAAAGAACUAAAAAAUAGUAUUCAGAUAAACGAAGCUGUGGUACAUUUAGCUUUUAGCGAAAACUAUGCUCUUAAACAUCACAUGGAGAUUCAGUCUUUUCAUUUUGGAGGCAGUAGAAAGGAAGUGUCUAUUUACACUGUAGUAAUAUAUAUCAAAGACUUCGAAACGUCCCAGUUAAAAACUCACUCAGUUUGCACCGUAUCCGACAAUUUGAAACACACAGCCGUUGCAAUUUGGGCACACUUGGGCCCGAUUUUGAGUCAAAUUUCCGAAAUAUCACCUUUUAUUGAUACUCUACACUUUUAUAGCGAUAGCCCCAGCAGUCAAUACAGAAACCGAAACAUGUUUUAUAUUUUGACUCGAUUGGAAAAACAGUUUUUAGCACUUCGUAAAUUAACCUAGAAUUACAUGGAAGUGGGUCACGGAAAAGGUGCUCCAGAUGGCCUAGGAGCGGUAGUCAAAAGGACCGCCGAUAGAAUUGUUAACACAGGAACAGACGUCGGGACAUUUUCCAAAUUUGUUGAAAUUACAACAGCAAACCUGCCAAAUAUCAAAAUUGUUGAGAUCACAAAUGCAGAUAUAGAUGAAAAGCAAGCCAUGAUGCCAAAUUGCGUCCUCUAGCCGCUAGAGGACGGGAACGCCGUCGUGGCCUACUGGACCCACGUCCAGUCCAGCUUGAACUCGAGCCCGAACCUCAGCCUCCUGAGGUGGACUACGAAAACAUGGGUACGCCAGAAGCAGACACACUCCCGAAUUCCCCCUAUAGUUCGCUUAGCCUACUCUCAACGGCGUUAAGUUCAGAGUGGGCUUCACGGACACCUAGGAAUAGGCAACAUCCAUCGUUUUCCGAAUAAGUAAUACACACACAACAGCUUACAUAAUUGUUCAUGCGGUUCACUCACGCUGAUGUUAUAUGACAGGGCUGUCCAAACCAUGGCCCGCGGGCCGCAUGCGGCCCGCGGCUUGUUUGAUUGCGGCCCGUAGAACCUUUUUUAACUGACUUCAAAAAAAGUCCGGUUUCCAAAAUUAACAAGCAAAUUAUUUUUCUCGCAUCAAAAUCGAAUGUUUUGGGUAUGUUCGAUUACGUUGCUCACAUCACUAUUCACUCGAGAAUUCGGGGAAUUCCCCGAACGCAAGAUACGUGUACCUACUACCGCGCAUCGUUCAUUGGGCAUUUGUUUGUCACUUGUCAUUCAACGCGACGAAAGUCUUGAUUACGCAAGGUUACUUUCAGGUUAAAGACUUUAACAUUAUUUUAAAGUUUGUUCGCUUUGUGUUUGCGUAUAAAAAACUUUUAACCUCAUCAUGUCUACAAAGAAGAGGAAGUUAAGUGAAGAAAAACGUUCAUUCAAUGAGAAAUGGGAGUUAGACUACUUUAUUUCCAACAAUAACAAUAAAAUUCAGUGUUUGAUUUGUAUGCAAGUUUUAUCUGUAAGUAAAGAAUAUAAUGUUAAGCGACACUAUACUUCUUUACAUGAAGAAAAGUAUAAAAAACAUGUCGGUGAAGCAAGAAAAGUUAUGGUGGCUGAGUACAAAAAAAAACUAAUACAGCAAACAAGUAUGUUUUCAAAAGUAAGUACUGAAAAUGAACAAAGCUUGGCUGCUUCAUAUAAAGUUUCAUUACAAUUAGCCAGAGCUAAAAAACCAUUUAGUGAUGGAGCUUUAAUAAAAAAAUGCGCAGUUGAAAUGGCUAAACGCUUUAUGCAGCCGAAAUUAGCGGAAAAGUUUGAAUCUGUUGCAUUAUCUCACCAAACGGUGCCGCGACGAAUAGAGGACAUGGGUAAUUAUAUUACGAAAAGUUUAUGUGAUUACUUUGUAGAUUGCGAAUAUUAUUCAAUAUGUUUGGAUGAAAGUACCGACCAGACCGAUGUCAGUCAAUUAAUAAUCUUCAUACGUUGCAUUUCCAAAGAUUUUACAAUCACGGAAGAAAUGCUGGAUUUAAUACCAUUUCAUGGAACAACUAAAGGCAGUGAUAUAUUUGAAGCAGUUAACAAAACUAUUGUAGAAUAUGGAGGAUUUCGUAAGUGUUCUUGUAUUGUGACCGACGGGGCAAAAGCUAUGACCGGAAAAGUGACAGGAUUUGCGGGACUUCUAAUACAAAAUGGCAUUGAUUGCCCGUUGUUCCAUUGUAUCAUACACCAAGAAGCCUUGUGUGGAAAAUCGUUGCGUCAAAUGAAUGCUAUGAAAGUUGUUAUAAGGAUAACCAAUUUGAUUAGAGGUGGAAACAGAUCAUUGACACAUAGAAAAUUUAGAGACUUCUUAUGUGAAAUCGAUGCAAACUAUGGAGAUUUACUAUUGCAUUCAGAAAUCAGAUGGCUAAGUGCUGGCCAGUGCUUGCAACGCUUUUUUGCCUUACGAAAAGAAAUACCUUUAUUUCUAAAAAAUGAGAUAUCGUCUGACACUUCUGAACUACAAGAUAAAAUGCGAGAUCCUCAGUUUCUGGCUGAUCUUGCGUUUUUAACUGAUAUGACGCAACAUUUGAAUGAGUUAAAUUUAAAAUUGCAAGGUAAAAACCACAAUAUAGCCAACCUGUAUGGAAAUGUGAAUGGAUUCAGAAAUAAACUUAAAUUGUUCAAGACGUCUCUACAACAAGAUGAUUUUUCUUUUUUUCCAAGUUGUAAAGAACAUUAUUUAGAGAUGAAAAAUUUUGAAGAAUGUAAUUUCUUGGACCACCUCAAAUACAUGGACGAAAUAAUCGUCGAAUUUGAGCGGCGUUUCGCAGAUUUUGAAAAAAUUGAGAGUGAUAUAGCACUCUUCACUCAACCAUUAACAAUCGCAGUUGAGACUGUAAACAUUGAUUAUCAACUGGAACUGUGUGAUCUGCAAUCAGACCCCUUUUACAAGGGCAGAACAGAAACAGGCAUUGAUUUUUUUAAACUCCUCGCUGAACGUUUCCCGAAACUGACGAAUUUCGGACAAAAAAUGGGCUCGAUGAUGGGCAGUACCUACCUUUGUGAAAGUGCAUAUUCGACAAUGAAGUUUAUUAAGUCUAAAUACAGGUCUUCAUUGACAGAUACUUCACUUAAGCAUGCACUGCGCCUAGCUACUACUAAUAUUAAUGUUGAUAUUGACAGAAUUGUAAAAGACAAAUUAACAAAACAGUAGGUUAUCUACCUACUAAAUAAAAUAACAAAUCAUUAUAAACUGUUUUUUAUUUUUACAAAUAUUUUGCGGCCCACCAAUGUAUUUAGUAUUUUUUAUUGGCCCUGGGUCCCAUCUAGUUUGGACACCCCUGUUAUAUGAUAAUAAGUUUUAUUCUUUUCUAAUAGAUGUUAUCAUCCUGGGAAGCGAAGUCGAAACGGAGUUGCAACCGAGCACUGAGCACAGAAAGUCAACUAAUAUAACAGACAAAAAUUUUGAAAGUAUCGUAAACAAUUUGGCUUCAAGAUAAUGACAGUGACGUUUACUUAGACGCUAACUUUAACGACAACGACGGUAUUUUUGUUCCGGUCAUGCAUAAGGCAACAACUGAACCAAUGUGAUGCUGACAUGACUGAACUAAAGACUGAAGUGUUACGUACUGAGGACGAAUUUAAUGCCCAAGUUUUACGCGACAUAGUGCCUAGUAAUGAUAACUUCACUUUUGACUGUAAGAAAGACAGGGCGAACUGUACUGGACGGUGAAAGGCUUUUACAGGGUUAUCGGGAACGACUUUUGAUAACAGACAAGACUCCUGUUGACAUUUUUUACAAAAUAUUUAUACUCGUUUUAUAGACCGACUUUGCACAGAGACUAACCACUACGCAGAGCAGAAGAUAGCUCGCUUAAAAGCGGAGAACAAGCUACUUCCAACAUCCCGUCUGCAUAGAUGGACUCCAACUGAUUAUAGCGAAAUGAUUACGUUUUUUGUAGUAUUGAAGCAGCAAGGCCUGUAUCUGUUACCAGAGGAGCAAAACUACUUAUUUUUUAACGGGUUUGGAACCAUGCCGUAUUUUUCGCGCAUCAUGUCAUUCAAUCGUUUUUUAUUGCUAAAAUCGUUAUAUCAUUUCGUCGACAAUCCGACUUUGACUAACAAGACUGGACUCUAAAUAUAGCCGGUACUUGACCACCUUAAUGACAAAUUUUCCACAUUAUACAAGAGCCUGCCCAAGAGAUAGCCAUAGACGAGUCUCUCCUCAAGUGGCACGGGCGAUUAAGUUCUGCUCAAAAAAUUGCCACCAAAGCCACCCAAGUUCGCAUAAUAUUUAAAAGAAAAGCUUAUUUAUGUGCUAAGAAAGUAUUAUAUUUCUAUCUCACAAAUAAUUACAAUAACGACUGAUAAUGGAACUAAUUACUUAAAAGUAAGCAAAUUAAUUAAUAAAUAAAUUGAGGAAGCAAGCAAUAAAGAUGAUAAUGAUGACCAUUCCGAUGAAGAAAAUGAAUCACUACCACCAAAUUUUCAAUCUUUCUCUUUAGAAGAUAAUGGGCAAGACGACAGUAAGACGGAAUCAUCAAAAUAUUGUGUUUAACUGAUAAAAUAUUGUGUAUGUAUUGUGGAAAAAAUCUCCAUUUUAAGAUUUAAGACGAGAUUAUUAUUUUAUUUUAGAAAAUAAAAUUACAAAACACUGCCAUCCGCCAUGUUUUUUAAAACGCCAAUCAAAGUGUGUUACGUCAGCCCUCAGUAAAUACUGUCACUGUCACCGAAUUUAUUUCGAGUUUCGACUAUCUCUUGAGUUUUAACAUUGUUUAAAUUAAUUAAAAGUAGUAUCAUUAGAUCUAUAUCGGUCUUUUGCUUACUUCAUUAAAUAAUUAAGCCAUGGAACUAGGAUUUACUAAGGCAAACAGUUCUAAUUUGCCUCGAGUGGAUUUGUUAAUGAUGGGAGAGUUCCUGGCGUCAAACAAAGAUUUCUGUUCAGCAGAAUUCAGAAACGUGAAAACUGCAGUGUAAGUACUAUUAUUACUGUAUGAAAUUUUUAUAAAUUUAGAAAAUAUUUUGUAAAAUAUCACUUGAUAUAUUUAGUAUUUGAGGUUAUGUUUUCGCUAUGAGAAUAUGUUUUGUGUGUAUAACCUACGAUUAAGUAUGUAACUCUAUAUUUACAAAUCGAUUUUUUUGUUAUAGAUCCUCCAGGCCAUCGUACGGUGAUGAUGCCAUAAGCUAUGUUCAGUUAAAACGCGAUGGCAAUCUGUGCGUGGUGAAGUCAAAAAUCUGUCCAGAACACAAGGUCCAUGGAAAGUUAUAUAGAGUAACAUUAGUAGUUGAUGAAGUCAAUGAGACAGUUGUUUCGGUGGAUUGCCAUGACUGUGUUGCAUCACAAGGAGGCUGCAAACACGCCGUGGCUUUUCUUAUGUGGGUGCAUCGCAGGAGUGAAGAACCAUCUGUUACAUCAGUUGCAUGCUACUGGAUGAAAUCUAAGCUGUCGAAAGUUGGGACUACCAUAAAAUACUUGACAGCAAAAGAUCUAUCUAAUGCUAAGCCUAGUUUGCCAUCAAAUAGUGUAGUAUUAGACAAGUUUAUUGAGGAAGGGAGGAAAAGGCAACUUCACAAUUGUGAAUUGAUCAAAUUUCAGGAAGAUUAUGUGCCUGAUAUAGUGAUUACAUUCUCCAUGCACAAAUUAGUAUUUAAAUAUAAGGAAAAAUCCUGUGACACUUUCUUAGAAAAGCUUGUAUUAACCGAUGCAGACGUUAAACUGAUGGAAGAAAAAACAAGACAACAAAGUCAAAGUAGUGUUUGGUACGAACUAAGGUAUGGCAGGAUUACUGCUUCACGCGCUUAUGAAUUUUGUAGAUGUAGUACAAGUGAUGGAACAUUGAUUGCUCUGAUAAUGGGUGGAAGAAUUCCAGACACACAUGCAAUGAAACGUGGCAGAAUGUUGGAGGAUGAAGUAAGGGAAACAGUUUCAACUAAACUUGGAAAAACAAUAAAUAAAUGUGGCCUGUUUAUCAGUAAAAAAUAUCCCAUGAUAGCAGGACAGACCCCAUCUGGUAUGGGGUCUGUGAAGAAAGUAUCAUAGAAAUUAAAUGUCCAAUAAGUAGUAAGACUUACAAAAAUUAUGUUAAUAAUGGGAAACCAACAAAAAAAUAUUAUGCACAGAUGCAGUUACAAAUGUAUUUGUCUGGUCUUCACAAAGGCUACUUCUGUGUUGCUGAUUGCAAUUAUAAUAUAAAUAAAAAUGUAAAUAUGAUUUAUGUGAAAUAUGAUGACAAAUAUGUUUCAGAAUUUAUUUUAGCUUUAGUCCAUUCAUGGAAGUAUAAUGUAUACCCACUAUUGUACCAAAGUGUUGUUUAGUUAGUCAUAAUAUGUAAAUAAAACAAACAAACUUUUUGUCCAUUUUAUUUAUUUUGUGACAUUCCGUUAUCACUCUUAAUCGUUAUAA